This is a messenger RNA of Drosophila grimshawi, 1414 nucleotides long. It is a transcript of the gene PMP34, whose product is annotated as peroxisomal membrane protein PMP34. Gene Ontology annotation, cellular component: peroxisomal membrane. The record is from RefSeq and is a predicted model, not a curated record. The transcript is spliced from 3 exons. NCBI's taxonomy places the organism in Eukaryota, Metazoa, Arthropoda, Insecta, Diptera, Drosophilidae. Gene Ontology annotation, molecular function: ATP transmembrane transporter activity; FMN transmembrane transporter activity; AMP transmembrane transporter activity. The coding region runs from base 298 to 1254 and encodes 318 amino acids.
GCAAAAAGCGUUUGUUCAAUGCAAGUAUCUUGUUAUAUUAGUCACUGGCUGAAUUAACGCUAAUGCAAUUACCGAUCGCAGCAGCUGGGAAGCUAACGAAGUAACCGACGACGACGGUAACGACGUCGCACGAACCCCGGAGCUGCUCUAAUCUAAUCUGGCCAAUCAAGCUAGAAGCAAAUUCGUCGUCUUUUCGAGUUCACCUUUAGCCGGCGUCGUUGGUCAAGUCAGUCAGUCGCUGGACGCCGCACAAAUAUUAAUUAACUGCUGGAAAAAAAACGCAGAUACAAUUCCAAAAUGGUCGCUCAAUCGAAACUUGGCCAGGUUUUUAGCUAUCAAAACUGGGUGCAUGCCGUCUCCGGCGCAGCGGGUGGCUGCAUUGCGAUGAGCACCUUCUAUCCGCUGGACACAGUGCGCUCGCGCCUCCAAUUGGAGGAGAGCGGCGAGGUGCGCAGCACCAAGCAGGUCAUCAAGGAGAUUGUGCUGGGCGAGGGCUUCCAGGCGCUGUAUCGUGGACUGGGUCCAGUGCUGCAGAGCUUGUGCAUCUCGAAUUUUGUCUAUUUCUACACAUUCCAUGCCCUCAAAAUGCUUACGUCGAAUGGCUCGCGUGGACAGCAGAGUGCGCUGAAGGAUCUGGUGCUCGGCAGCAUCGCUGGCAUCAUCAAUGUAUUUACGACAACACCCUUUUGGGUGGUCAACACGCGCCUGCGCAUGCGUAACGUGGCCGGCACAUCGGACGAGGUCAAUAAGCACUACAAGAGUCUGCUGCAGGGUCUGCGGUAUGUGGCCAAGACCGAGGGCAUCUUGGGCUUGUGGUCGGGCACGAUUCCAUCGCUGAUGCUUGUCUCGAAUCCGGCGCUGCAGUUCAUGAUGUACGAGCUGCUUAAGCGCAACAUUCAGAUCUUCACAGGCGAUCAGAUGGGCAGUCUGAGUUUCUUUUUGAUUGGCGCCAUUGCCAAGGCAUUUGCCACGGUGCUCACCUAUCCGCUGCAGUUGGUCCAAACCAAACAGCGGCAUCGCACCAAUGAUGCGGCCAAUAUUGCCUCCACAUCGCAAGACGCGGCGGCUGGCAAGCUAAAGCAACAAUCGAUGCUUGAACUGAUGGUUAGCAUCCUGCAGCAUCAGGGCAUUGCUGGAUUAUUCCGUGGCCUGGAGGCCAAGAUCCUGCAGACUGUGCUGACGGCGGCGCUGAUGUUUAUGGCCUACGAAAAGAUCGCUGGUUUGGUGAAGAUGCUGCUCAAGCGCAACGCUUGAGAGGGUCUAGUCUUAGUUUAACUACUACAUAUAUAGUUUUAGAUGUAAACUGAUAAACAUGACAAAGGAUAUGGACAUGGAUAUGGAAAAGGAUACAAAUGCAUACACUCCAAAGUUAGCCAAUAAUAUUAAUAAUACAAUUCAAAUGACAAAAAUUUGA